AUGGAGAUGCCACCCAGGGGCUGGAGCGGUGGUAGUGGAGGAACCAGUGGUGGAAGCUGCCUGGACAGCUGGGUAGAGCCAGGAUCACAGCUGUGGCAAUGGCACCUGCUUGGGCAUGCUACAACAAUGGUGUGGCUGGGGCGGGGCUGCAGCGCUGGUGCCGCUGUGGAGGGGGUUGCUGUGCUGGGGCCGGCAGGCGCAGUGCUGGAUUUACUGGUGUGCCCCUUUAAUGUCAUCCAAUUGCUUCCACCUGGCCCUGACAAGGUCAAUGUCAGCGCACAGAGGAACUGGAUUCAUGUCAGCUCGGAUGCACAUCCUCUGGCCAUUAUCUGGAAGUACGGUGGCAUCUACAUGGACACUGAUCUCAUAUCUAUCAGGCCCAUUCCUGAGAAAAACUUGUUGGCUUCAAAGUCUUCUCGGUGCUCUAGUAAUGGAGUAUUUGUGUUCCUCCCCAGGAAUUCCUUCUUCUGGGAGUACAUGGAAAACUUUGUUGAACACUAUAAUUCACACAUCUGGGGCAACCCUGAUUUGAUCACGAGGAUGUUGAAAAUAUGGUGCACACGUACAGACUUCUAGGAGGUGAGUGAUCUGCGGUGCUCUAAUCUGUCAUUUCUACACCCUCAGAGAUUUUACCCCAUCUCCUAUAGGGAGUGGAAGUGCUACUAUGAAGUCUGGGAUACAGACCCAAACUUCAACAACUCUUAAGCCUUGCAUCUGUGGAACUACAUGAACCAGAAGCAGAAGACUGUUGUAAGAGAAAGUAACACAUUCGUGGAAAACCUCUACCGUAAGUAUUGUCCCAGGACUUACAGGGACCUGAUUAAAGGCCCAGAGGUGUCGGUGGCUGGAAAAGAUAACAUCACUGGUAUCUGCAACUUCAAUGGGAAGGAAUGCACCUGUUGUGGGCAUCCUGUGGACCCAACACUACUCAAGGUGGUACAUCUGGUGCAGCUCAUGAUUGAGUAUCUGCUGUACUGCCUGAGUGCCACUAUUACCAACCUGGAGGCAUGGAUACAGGCUAGCCAGUGUGAACAAGAGCAUAUCCAGAAGGAGCUGGGCCACCAGACUGAUGAACUGAAGGCCGUGUGGGAGGAAAGUUGCCAGCAUCAGAAGUUGAUCAACGCCUUGCAGCAGCUGGUCCUACAGACAAGCACCCCCAAGUACCACAUGGUGAAUCUCUGUGGGGAUAAUGGGAGUGAUGUGCAUCUAGCUACAGGGCCACGCAGAUAG
Condylura cristata (star-nosed mole) is the source of this 1230-nucleotide messenger RNA. RefSeq names its product alpha-1,4-N-acetylglucosaminyltransferase-like. Lineage: Eukaryota; Metazoa; Chordata; Mammalia; Eulipotyphla; Talpidae. Gene Ontology annotation, molecular function: acetylglucosaminyltransferase activity. The record is from RefSeq and is a predicted model, not a curated record. Gene Ontology annotation, biological process: protein O-linked glycosylation.